Messenger RNA from Hibiscus syriacus, 768 nucleotides. Its product is annotated as CLIP-associated protein-like. Lineage: Eukaryota; Viridiplantae; Streptophyta; Magnoliopsida; Malvales; Malvaceae. The record is from RefSeq and is a predicted model, not a curated record. Bases 37 to 624 code for a protein of 195 amino acids. The transcript is spliced from 6 exons. Gene Ontology annotation, molecular function: microtubule binding. Gene Ontology annotation, cellular component: cytoplasmic microtubule. Gene Ontology annotation, biological process: microtubule cytoskeleton organization.
UUUAUUCACAAUGAAUUGUAAUAUUUAAUUGUAUUUAUGCAGUACUUCAAUCAGAUUUUGACAGCUGUACUUGAAGUUUUAGAUGAUUCUGAUUCCUCAAUCAGAGAACUGGCUCUGUCAUUGAUAGUUGAAAUGCUUAAAAACCAGAAAGAUGCUAUGGAAGAUUCUGUUGAAAUAGUAAUUGAGAAGCUGCUUCAUGUAACGAAGGAUAUUGUUCCAAAAGUUUCAAAUGAAGCUGAGCAUUGCUUGAAUACAGUGCUGUCUCAGUAUGAUCCAUUCAGAUGCUUAAGUGGUAUUGUACCUUUAUUAGUUACUGAAGAUGAGAAGACUCUAGUUAUUUGCCUAAACUGUUUAACAAAGCUUGUGGGCCGGCUAUCACAGGAUGAACUAGUGGCUCAGCUGCCCUCAUUUUUGCCUGCUCUUUUUGAAGCUUUUGGAAACCAGAGUGCAGAUGUCCGGAAGACGGUUGUGUUCUGUUUGGUGGAUAUCUAUAUAAUGCUGGGGAAAGCAUUUUUGCCACACCUGGAGGGGCUUAACAGCACUCAGUUGCGGUUGGUUACAAUUUAUGCAAAUCGAAUCUCACAGGCCAGAACUGGCACCCCUAUAGAUGCUAACCAUGAUUAGCCAGUUCAUUUGGAUGGGGAUGUCGGGUUUUCCAAACAUUUACUUAUUCAUUGUUGUGUAUUUUGUAUAUCGUGUGUGAAUGCAUUUCAACAGCGAUCUCAGUUUUCUUUCCCCUUUUAUCUUUUAGAAUGUAUACUUCACUUC